This is a messenger RNA of Dermacentor silvarum, 1339 nucleotides long. RefSeq names its product solute carrier family 25 member 35. The transcript has 3 exons. The coding region runs from base 28 to 1125 and encodes 365 amino acids. The record is from RefSeq and is a predicted model, not a curated record. NCBI's taxonomy places the organism in Eukaryota, Metazoa, Arthropoda, Arachnida, Ixodida, Ixodidae.
UGAGAAGACGACGACAGUGACGACAGGAUGCGUCCAUCGGCGUCACCGAACUGGAACGUCGGCUACGCAUCAACCCGGCGGUGGCCCCACGGAGACGCUUGGACGCGGCGGGUGCUGGCUCCGCUGAGCGCCUUCUUGGGGGAUCACUCCAACGAGCCGGUGACCAACAUUGUAGUAGGCGCCAUCGCCGCCUGUUCAGCCUCCUUUGUGACACACCCAAUCGAGGUGGCCAAGCUGCGCAUACAACUGCAGGGGGAGCUGCAGCCGCCGAUUGCAGACAGGUCAGCGCGGGCACGCCCGGUGUACCGCAACACCCUGCAAGCCAUUUACACGAUGUACCGGUACGAUGGCGUUCUCGCCGUUUACCGAGGGCUUUUGACGAACCUUGUCUACCAGCUACUGGCCAACGGCUUGCGCUUGGGCGUCUACCAGAUCAGCGAAGACCUCGGCUUAACGCUAGACGAAAACCUGGAGCCCAGCAUCCGCCUGAGUGCCGUCUUCGGCGGCGUGUCUGGCGCCUUAGGGGCCUUCGUGAGCUCGCCACUUUUCCUGCUCAAGACACACCUACAGCUGCACUCAUCGACAGCGGCCAUUGCCGUCGGCUACCAGCACGGCUACGGGACCGCGCUAGCGGCGCUGGUGAACAUCUACAAGACCCAGGGUGCCUGGAAUGGGCUCUGGCGCGCAACUUCCUCCAAUAUUCUACGACUGUCCACGGGGUCGGCUCUUCAAAUGUCCACCUUCAUCGGCUUCAAGAGUCUGCUAAACACGGCGUUUGAAGGCCGCGAGGGCUACUUCUUCAUCAACAUGAUGAUUGCGGCCUUCUUGUCGGGACUCACCUCAGCGCCCUUCAUCGCGGUCUUGGACGUGUUGCGGGCGCGUAUGUACGCGCAGCCUUCGAACCCGCGCGGCGAAGGCAUUUACUACAACAACAUCCGCGACUGCAUCAUCAAGGUCAAGAAGACCGAAGGGCUUCGAGGCCUGUCGCGCGGCGUCGGCGGCGCUUUCUUUUACACAAUGACGUCGUCCGUCUUGACGCUCGUCACCUGGGAAGAGAUCAAGAAGGAGAUCGACAAAGAGCGACAACAUUCGGUGGAUGACCUCCUUGAUUACGGCGUUCACUGAACUGAAUUUCGUGCGUUAAUUGAGAGGACCGAAGGACUGGCAUCAUGACAAAGCUCGAGCGAUUGGAUGUACGUUUUUGCCAAAUAAUAAUACUGUGAAUGACCUCCCGUCAUCCGAUGCCUUGACAGUUUCUUGCAUUUAGAGCCUGGCGUAAUUCGCCAAAACAAACAUUCGCGUGGGAUCUCCUGAAAAUAAAGAUUUAUCUUUUUUUAUU